CGGCCAGCAGGAUGUCCCCGAGGGCUUGGGAGGCGCUGGUGGCGCUGGCCGCCGUGGCGUGCCUGGCGGAGGGCGUGCGCGGCGGCGGCGGCGGCGGCGGCUACGGCCUGAGCAUGUUCGCCGUGCAGACGGCCCCGCAGCCGGACCCCUGCUACGACGAGAACGGGCAGCCGCGGCGCUGCAUCCCGGACUUCGUCAACGCCGCCUUCGGCAAGGAGGUGAAGGUGUCGAGCACGUGCGGCCGCCCCCAGGCGCGCUACUGCGUGCUGGCCGAGAAGGGCGAGGAGCGCAGCCGCACGUGCCACCUGUGCGACGCGGCCGACCCGAAGCGCGCGCACCCGGCCUCCUACCUGACGGACCUCAACAACCCGCACAACCUGACGUGCUGGCAGUCGGAGAGCUUCGUGCAGCACCCGCUCAACGUGACGCUGACGCUGGCGCUGGGCAAGAAGUUCGAGGUGACCUACGUGAGCCUGCAGUUCUGCUCGCCGCGCCCAGAGUCCAUGGCCAUCGCCAAGUCCAUGGACGGCGGCAAGACGUGGGUGCCCUUCCAGUUCUACUCCACGCAGUGCCGCAAGAUGUACAACAAGCCCAGCCGCGCCGCCAUCACCAAGCAGAACGAGCAGGAGGCCAUCUGCACCGACUCGCACACCGACAUGCGGCCCCUGGCCGGCGGCCUCAUCGCCUUCAGCACCCUCGACGGGCGGCCCUCGGCCCACGACUUCGACAACUCGCCCGUGCUGCAGGACUGGGUCACGGCCACCGACAUCAAGGUGGCCUUCAGCCGCCUCCACACCUUCGGCGACGAGAACGAGGACGACUCCGAGCUGGCCCGCGACUCCUACUACUACGCCGUCUCCGACCUGCAGGUGGGCGGCCGCUGCAAGUGCAACGGGCACGCCUCGCGCUGCGUCCGCGACCGCGACGACAGCCUGGUCUGCGACUGCAAGCACAACACCGCCGGGCCCGAGUGCGACCGCUGCAAGCCCUUCCACUACGACCGGCCCUGGCAGAGGGCCACCGCCCGCGAGGCCAACGAGUGCGUCGCUUGUAACUGCAACCUGCAUGCCAGAAGGUGUCGUUUUAAUAUGGAACUCUACAAAUUAUCUGGCCGCAAGAGUGGAGGUGUCUGCCUUAAUUGCAGACACAACACAGCAGGUCGUCACUGUCACUACUGUAAGGAAGGCUACUAUCGGGACAUGACCAAACCAAUCACCCACAGGAAAGCAUGCAAAGCAUGUGAUUGCCAUCCCGUGGGUGCAGCUGGAAAAACCUGUAAUCAAACCACAGGGCAAUGUCCCUGCAAAGAUGGCGUGACAGGCAUCACUUGCAACCGAUGUGCCAAAGGUUACCAGCAAAGCAGAUCUCCCAUUGCCCCCUGCAUAAAGAUUCCUGUUAUUCCUCCCACAACUGUGGCCAGCAGCACAGAAGAACCUGCAGACUGUGAUUCGUAUUGCAAGGCAUCCAAAGGGAAGCUGAAGAUCAACAUGAAGAAGUAUUGCAAGAAAGACUAUGCUGUCCAGAUUCACAUUCUGAAAGCAGACAAGGCUGGAGAAUGGUGGAAGUUCACAGUCAACAUCAUCUCUGUGUACAAGCAAGGGACAAACCGGAUACGGCGUGGUGACCAGAUCCUCUGGAUUCGCUCCAAGGACAUAGCCUGCAAGUGCCCCAAAAUCAAGCCCAUGAAGAAAUACUUGCUACUGGGCCAUGACGAGGACUCUCCUGACCAGAAUGGCAUCGUAGCAGACAAAAGCAGCCUUGUGAUACAGUGGAGGGACACAUGGGCUAGGCGGCUGAGGAAGUUCCAACAACGGGAAAAGAAGGGGAAGUGCAAGAAAGCCUAGAGGGAGAACUGGAGAUGGGAAGAAAGACUGCACACACUGUUUGGUGUAGGACUACUUGGAGCAGAUGGGACGGGAUUAGGGACACUGGCAAGAAAUUCACUCUGCAGUUUACGUGCAACAGGGUUGGGGAGGGCAAAGAAGGGAUUAAAAACUUCUGAGAGACAUGCCAAUAUUUCACCUCAUAAUACAGAAAAACGACAAAAAAUAGUGAGUGACGUUUAGAGAAGGAGGGCCAUGUGAGGCCCUACUCACCAUAGUAACAAAUGUUAGGUCAGUUACUACUUCCCAUCAUCCCCUUUUAUUUUCUGCCUCCCCCCCACCUAUGAUCAGAAGAGUGACCAACUGCCUUAAGUCUGCUAACAUCAAAGUCGAAACACAAGAAUCCAACCUAUCACUGAAACCUGCAAUUAUAAAAACACAAUGACGUUGGCCAGAAAUUGCCCUCUGAAUAUAUCCCCACCCACAAGGAAAUUAAAUCAGGUUGUUUUUGAUAGGGACAAUUGGAGGGUAGGGAUGUUGGCUUGAAAGAGAUAGGUGCGGGUGUAGCUGCAUGGUCAAUGAAUAGCCAGCUCUUCCAUUAUCUAUCAUGCAGCAUCUUAUUGACUGGGUCAGGUUUUCAAAAGAAGCCCAUGAAAGGCUGCUUAGCUGUAAGCUAUGGCAUGCCACUUACACUGGGAAGUCACUGGAGGGUGACAAAGGUGUGUACGUUCCUGGAAAUACAGCCCCAAUUAUUGCCUGAUUCUAGGGAAGACAGCUGAGAUCUGUGAAGGAGAAGGGCGUAUUUUUGGAGCAGUUGAAAUAAUGGAUAUUUACUUGCUAGGAGUGACUGGAAACAUGGACCACCACCACCCAACUAGUGGGUGACCUAAAGGAGGAGACAAAUAUAAAUUACUAGUUCUCUUUGGGAAAACUCCUUGCAAAUGCUGCAUUUGUGAAUAUGGCCCUUCCCCAAAACCACUGGACUUCUUUUCUUUUCUGCAUUCGCCAGGGCGUGAAAUAAAUGCUUCCUAUAAGUACUGCAAAGUUAAGUGGAAAUAGCUACUCUUCAAACAGCAAAUAGACCUUUUAUACAAGUAUUACAAUGGAGAGAUCCCAUAUCAGCUUUUCUCCUGAGAUGACACCCCACUUAGUCCAUGACCCACACCUUGGAGAGAGAGACAUCAAGUGAA
This is a messenger RNA of Elgaria multicarinata webbii, 3013 nucleotides long. RefSeq names its product netrin 1 (gene NTN1). Gene Ontology annotation, biological process: motor neuron axon guidance; tissue development; animal organ morphogenesis. Gene Ontology annotation, molecular function: protein binding. The transcript has 6 exons. Gene Ontology annotation, cellular component: basement membrane. NCBI's taxonomy places the organism in Eukaryota, Metazoa, Chordata, Lepidosauria, Squamata, Anguidae. The coding region runs from base 12 to 1844 and encodes 610 amino acids. The record is from RefSeq and is a predicted model, not a curated record.